Bacidia gigantensis is the source of this 8757-nucleotide messenger RNA. RefSeq lists its product as uncharacterized. The transcript has 4 exons. The coding region runs from base 1 to 8757 and encodes 2918 amino acids. The record is from RefSeq and is a predicted model, not a curated record. NCBI's taxonomy places the organism in Eukaryota, Fungi, Ascomycota, Lecanoromycetes, Lecanorales, Ramalinaceae.
AUGGGUAUCUUCGACCCCUCAUUCCUUUUGGGGCUUGUCAUCCUUCUCUACCUCGCGUCCUUCGUCGUUUUCGCCCUUUUGCGCAUAGCUACCGGUAUCUCCAUACAGCGUAUUGGAUAUUUCUCCCUCAGACGAAUCGCAUACACUCCACGCGAAGGCAUAAAGAUUACUAUACGCGGGCUGGGACUUCACCUUCAUCGCCCAUCAUUCGCUCAGCCAACAUGGAUCAGUCUUCGGCUGGACGAGUUGAAAGUCACUGUGGAUAUACAAGCUUUGGCAGCAUCGUCUUCCAAGAGUCAAGGAACAUCACCAAAUGCAGCCGAAAAGACGGAGAGAGGAUCCUCAUCCACUACAUCACCGAAACCGAUCCUUCGUCGCAGUUUUCACGAGUCAUCGAGAAGUCGAACCUGGAAGAGACUGACUGGAAUCAAGGAAAGUUUGAAGAAACUCCAUGAAAAAAUACAAUGGUUUCGUCUGGUGGACGUCUUCGCAAGAAAUUCGAGCUUUGUUGUCAGCAAUCUUGGCACGUUCGAGCUCGGGACGGUCAUCAUGAUGGUAGAUACAAGAAGGAAAACCGUGGAUAGAGGUCGGCUUUUCCAGCAUAAAAAGAUUCCAGCUGGGGACCAGAGGCCUGCCGAAUGGAUGUUUACCGUUCGAGGUGUUCUGUUCACGCCGGAAGGAAGAGCCUCACUAGAAAUACUGGACAUAGCUACCCUCAACAUCCAUGGUCUUCUUUACAAAGAAUUACCUGGCCUUCGAGACACAUCAAUAUCACUCAAGCUUGGUCGAGUGCACAUACCCUACGAUGACUUCGUCAGCUUUUAUUUGGAAACUCGGAAAUUACAUCAUGAAGGCAGUCAAGAUUCCGGCGAAGCCAAUGUGGAGGAUGGGACUUUCGCGGAUGUGAUUGAAGAGCUUGACCGCCCGGGAAGUAAGCAAGCUGAUAUAAUGCAAACCGUUUCCGACUCCAAAGAGUUCAUUAGCUCUAUUCUUCGUGGCAUACAGGAAAUCCAAUUGGCGAUCAGCUCGGUGGGUAUGACUAAGGCUAUUGCUUCAACUCGGUCUGCCAGCGAUCUUUAUCUUAACUUCUCUAUGAACGAAUUUGGGGUCGAUUUGCACCGUCUUGAUUCGAAGAGCCCUGCGCAUCGAAUGUACUUCUCCCCAAGAGACAUUGCGCAUCAAGCUUUACUAGCCGCCAUUUCGCUCAGUGUUAGUCUCGACGAUGGAACUCAGAAACCGGAGAGGCUUAUGUACGUUCCGAUGGCGACAACAACUAUGAAGACAACCUUACCGUCCAAAACAGUCGCAUUCUCCGAGGAUGGCAAUACAGCGGAGAGGAACGCAAAUAUUUUGUACGCUAAUUUGGUUGUUACCUCGCCGUCAAUCGAUGUGGAUCCCAAGCACAUGCCAACAGCACUAGCACUGAUACGCAGACGACAAGAUCGACAAGACGAAAAGCCAACUAGUAAUGUCAGCUCACAUCAUAUCUUAUCGAGGUUAUUACCUAAGGCAAGCAUCAAGUUUUCUGUUCAUGAGCCCGUUAUUCGGGUGAAGCUUCCACCGGCAGAUUCCAAAUUGAAGGCCUCCGGUGACUACGACCUCCUAAUAAGCCUCGUCUCAUCCAUAUCUCUCGACAUAGAAUCUUCCCAUUCUGCGGCUGGCGAUUUACAUUACAGCCUCACAUCAACUCUGAGGCUCUCUUCGCACCAAUUCUACUAUCAGACUGCGCUCGGAGAGAGGCACGACCUUCUCUUAGCUGACUCUUUAGAGCUAAAGGCUCAAGUAACCGCUGAUCCUACAAUUUGUGUCAUGAUUCUUGGCAACGUGCAAAAAUUCUCUGUGCACAUGAUCAAACCUGAGAUCAGUGCCGGUGUACGCCAAAUAGCUCAGCACACACGCUCUCGGCACUCUGCCAAUCCCACCAAGCUGCCACCUUCUUCGCCGGUCGAUCCCGAUUUCCUGCGACCACUGCCCCUUUGGCUAGCCCAAAUUUCUUUGCAGGGUUCAAAUUUCAGCAUUGAUGUUGCUGGUGUGGACACUGACGUAUCACGAGAUAUAAGGGGAGUGGCUUUGCAAUUAGAAUCUUGGAGCGCCGAGUAUAAACAAAAGCGAUCUGAGUCCCAUGAGAGACCGCCAUCUCGACGGCACCAGGCGAAGGCGUCUACAGCUACCAAUGAGCCCACCAUCACAAUCACAGCUCCUGACGGCUCCCACGCCAACCCUCCUCCAGACAGUACUGAUGGCAGACGACUUGCUGUUCACGUCCAUGGUUUAGAGGGCUUUGCGAUCGACGACAUGGACGUCAUAGACAGUGCAUCUUUCCUUUCUCUUCCACGCUUUGAAGUAGCAUUUUCAACCUCUAGUGAUCACGAGGGUCCUAUCUUCCAUCUGAAUGCCUAUAUGAGGUCGCUCUAUAUUCACUAUUCCCUCUACCGUUAUUACGCGAUUGGUAUUGCUUCUACUGUUGUCCGCGACGCGUUCGCCUUAGAUAGGCGGGCCGUAGAAAAAGAAGGCAGAACCGAAGACGAAAAUACCGCAAACACUUUCACUUUACCAGACCACAAGCCCAGCCAGCCUCACAAACGCGAGCUUGUUACGGUUGACAUUCGCUCCGAGUACAUUCAAGUCAAAGCCAACAUGCCUGCGGAUCCCCCAAUGAUGCUCCAAAUAUUUGGCAUUGAAUGUGGUCAACAUCGCUGGGCAAAGCCUUUCCUACGAUCUCGGCUCCUUCGAUUGUAUGCUGAGGCUCCUCAAUUACGCGCCUUUUGGGCUAGAAUUCUAGUGAUAAAAGCCUUGCGCUUUGACUUGCGCGAAGUCAAAAAGAAACGGGGUCCAUCUACAAUUCUUGAACAGUCAUUUGAUAUUGGUAGCGACUUUAUUCGAAUUGGCGUUCCACACCAGCUGGUAAUGCAUAAGAUUAUGGACAAUUGUGUGAAUGUCAUGAAAGCUACACAACAGCUGCAACACCGCUUUUUGACUGGAACCAACGAAUACAUCCUCAAGAAGCGGCCAGAAGGACCCAAAGAGCUGCCAAGAAUAUCAAUCAGAAGCAAAGCCAUGUUAUUUGAGAUAGAAGAUGGGCCUUUUGACUGGAAACUUAGCAUGAUCUAUCGUAUUGGGCUUAUCGAGCAAAAGCAACGGCUGGCUCGCGAAGAAGCAUUUCGAGCAAAAGUAAGGCAUAUCGAAAAGUGUCUGCGGCAAGGUACUUCACGCCAGCGUAACGCGUCCAACCAGAAAGAAGUCAAUGGCGAGAGAUCUCAGUCCGAAGAUCAAAGGGGGAGAAAGAAAAAUAAUUCGGAAUCAACCAUCAAACACUUUUCUCAAUCACCUCCACGAGGCCGCCGAAAUCGUAUGCGGUAUGACCCUGAAGGUAAAUGCUCUCUCUCUGAAGACGCCAAGAUAUCAAUAGAUGAGGCGGAGAGAAGACUCAGAAAACACAAUUCAGAGAGUUGGAAGAAGCGUAUUGACGGCGCAUACCAAAUUGCCAGCCGGGCAAUGCGCGAUAUCCGUGGUAUAUUUUGGGGAAGCGAUGAGCUUCCCGUGGAUGACAACAAUGAGAGGAUUUUAGCGAUGCCUGAAAGACCUGGGCUUAUGGCCUGCUUGAUCAGUGACCUCCAUGUCGUUCUGGACAAACCUUCAUUCCCCAUUCGUGAAUGUCCAGAGUAUCUUCAUAAGGUUGGAAAGGGUAUGCCUCGCGACAUGCAAUACGCCCUAUUGAUCCCAAUGAGUGUGCAAAUAGAUAUGGGAGAGGCACGGAUCACUUUGCGAGACUAUCCCCUACCUCUCUUACACGUACCGGCCAUUCGUGCCGGCCAGUCGCCACGGCUUCCAAGCUGGUCAUUGAAAACUGACUUUGUGAUUGCUGAAGAAUACCGAGGCGAUGCUUGCUCGAAACAAAUUCCUGUUCAGAUUAUUCCGCCAGAAAAGUUUUUGAAUACCCGGCGCGAGAAGGGAUUUGCUGUGGCUGUCCGACGUACUGUAACUCCGGUCAAGACAUAUUCAGAUGUCAAUGUCUCAAUCAACACAAGUGCCCCAACGAGCAUUACCUGGGGAACGUCGCUGCAACCAGCGAUUCAAGAAAUGAUGAUGGUAGUGGAAGGCUUCACGAAGCCGCAGGUAGAUCCCUCAGAUCGUGUUGGCUUCUGGGAUAAGAUACGGCUGAAUGUCCACUCCAGGGUCAGGGUGGCCUGGACUAGUGGUGGAGACGUUCAUCUUAAUCUUAAAGGUUCUCGCGACCCCUAUGUCGUCACCGGACAUGGAGCAGGCUUUGUCAUGGUUUGGCGUCAGAAUGUACGCUGGAACUUACAUAGCAACGAUGACCCGAAACAAUUCAUGACCGUUGACUCUGGAGAAUACGUUCUGGCUAUCCCGGACUUUAGCCGCCAGGCACGGGAAAACGUAGUUUCGGCAAGCGUUGAAACUGACAGCAUCUCGAGCACUGGUAGCUUCAAGAACAAAGCUCAUUUCAAGAAGACUAUCAUGAAGCUAGGUGGGGAGGUAAGAUGGCUCGCCGGACUAGUAUUUGAAAGAGGUCUAGAUGAUGGCUGCCGUUCUUUUGAAUUCAAACCACACUACGACGUGAUUUUGAAGCCUUCCGAGGGAGUGGACUUGAGAAAGGAGCCCGAUUACGACGCAUUUAAGGGUUUUCGUAGUAAUCACAUACAUCUUUCAAUCGCUGUGGUUGCCCCUUUGAACAGAGACUGGAGGACUACGAAUAUUCAACCUUCGGACUACUACAAUUCGACGCACUUGACCCCGAAAUUCUUCACCCACUUCUUUGAUUGGUGGUCUCUGUUUUCUGGGGCGAUGUCCCUUCCAAUAAGGCAAGGAAAGCUAUUUCCUGGUCUUGAGAAAACCAGUAAGAAGUUCGGGCGACAUUUGGCAACUAUCAAAUACAACCUACUACUCUCCCCGCUUUUCAUCACCCACAUGUACAAGCACAAGGACGUUGAAGAGUAUUCGGAAGAUACUGUAAAAGCUACUGGCUUGAAGCUUCGUCUCGACAGCUUCAUGCUAGACCUUCAUCAGAGGCGCGAGGAAUUCAUAACACAAGGCAAAGGACGGGCUCGCCAAAUCAAAUCGAGCGCAAUGAGAAUCCACGAGGCUCAGCUUGACUUCAUGUCAGCAGAUCUGCGCGCCAUCUCGGCCAAAAUUCAGGGUACUUCGUCCGAGUACAUCACUCGCGCCACCGACGAUGAACUUGCGGAGCUUCGUGAGCCAGCGAUAGAGGCGGACCUGAACAAGUUUAGCAUCCCCGAUCAGAAUUUUGACUGGGUAGACAUGGAUGAUUUCAACGAGCUUGAUUGGAUACUUCCUGCAGAGAACCAUCCCGAGACACAAAUAUUGCCCUUGGCAUUUGCACCACGCUUUACCUAUGUCCGACAAACAGAUCAUCCGGGUUCGCUAGACGCUGAAGAAGGCCGGUCAAGUAAAUUUGGCAACGAACCUACACAUGAUUGCGUGAUGUCCCAUGAGAACGAUCCGCGCAAAGUUCAAUGUUACCUUGUGAAAGGACGAUUGCAAGUGCUAGAUGAACAGAUACAGUCCCAUGAUAGAAAGGCUGGCGAGCAAGAGCUGAAGGUCAUCCGUGAGACCGAAAAUCAGAGUGCCCAUCGUCGUAUAUAUGAUGAGCUACGUGAGGAAGGGCAGAGGUUAGAAGAGAAGAGACGUUUCCUCCAGCAGAUGCUGAAUCGGCUUGGGCAUGCUAUCGAGAGCCAUACUCCAUGGGCGGAAGCUUCAGAAGAUCCUGAUGAUCGUCACCCAGGAGGAACUGAAUGGCCAGGCCCAACGGCAGGAGAAAUCAUCGACACUGAGCUCAACGAAUCAAGCGUUAGCGACUUCAAUAACCGAUUCAUCAUACAUAAUGUACAGCUCAAGUGGAACAAUUCUUUACGGAAUAUCAUUCUACGAUAUGUGCACCAAGUUAGUCAAAGACGAGGAUUCGUAUAUUACAUGACACGCCGGGCGGUCAAAUUCAUCAUUGAUAUCGUGGAAGAGCAGAAUAAAACCAAGCACAGGCGGCAUGGAAAGGCAGGCUCUUCGGCCGCUGGAUCUUCUACGCCCGCCUCCAGUGUCCCCCCUUCAGACAAAGAGGGUGAGUCUUGCGUCGACGAUCGCACCGAGGAACUCAUACAGGACCUUCUCAACGACCCCAAGCGCUUCGUUGAUGCUGAGGACACAAAUUUCAAGGCCGAUGAGCAUCACGUUCCUGAGUCCGGUCAGCCCGAAGAAGACAUCUCCGAGGAUUUCAUGGCGCUCAAAGGUUACCAUGUCCGUCUUAUUGCACCCCAGAUCCAGCUUCAGAGUGAAAAGAAUGCCAAGUCGGUGCUUUUAGUCACAGGAAAGAGCAUACAACUACAAGUUAUUCAGAUCAUGGACAAGGACCGCAUGGCCGACGAUGUCAGCGGUUUGGUGCAGCGCCGUUUUUCAGUCGAAAUGGAUGGCGCCCAAUUCUUUGUUACCAGCGUUGGUAUGCUCAAAGAUCAUCAUGAGAUCUACCUUGGAAACAGGUAUGGGGCGCCGAAAAGUGAUACGUCAUGGCCACCUUGGGUCCCUUUCGAGGCUAAUCUCGACUUUCAUCAUACUCCGUUUGGCUGGGCUCGUGUGGUAUCAAAAACCUCCGCCACGCUUCGCUACGACAAAUACAACACUCUUCGCUUGAAGUAUAACGACGAAGUCUCAGGUGAAAAGGGUGGCCACUCAAACGGACCUGAUAACCCCGAGAGCCGCAUCGAUCAUCUCUGGGUUGAGUUCCCUCACAUUAGAGCCAUAUGCGAUUCCACGCAGUAUUUCACAAUGUAUGUGAUCGUCUUAGACUUGUUACUGUACAAUGAACCACUCGAAAAGGUACGCAGCGAGCGGCUCGAGAAGAUAAUGCUCGCAUCCGAUUUUAGUGAUUUGAGGGGCUCGCCAGAAAUGGUGACUAAUUUACAAGGACGUAUUCGACAGCUUGAAGAAAUUAAAACACACUUUCAAAUACACAAGAAGUACCUAGAUCGGCAGGGUUGGCUAGACAAUCAAUCCAUCGAGCAGGAUCUUGCAGGCUGUGAGGAUGAGCUGUUCUUUAUGAUGAAAGCUAUCACCACCUCUCAGCGGAAAAUUGAUGAUCGCGCUGAGACUUCCCAGAGUAGCCCUUACCUUCAGUGGUAUCUAUCUGCAUCAGAGAUUGUUUGGCACCUUAUGCGUCAAAAGGAGGAACCGUUAAUGGAGAUCCAAUUCAAUAAUGCUCUAUACGAUCGCACUGACAAUAGCGAUGGAUCGAACCACAAUUCUAUGGAAAUCGAGCGCAUGCAUGGUUUGAAUCUUCUUCCUGACGCUAUAUAUCCUGAAAUGCUAGGUCCCUAUCUAGAGAGCGGCAAGAAAGCUAUGGACGGUAAAGAUCCGAAGAUGUUAAAAGUCAGUUGGCAUAGUCUUGAGGCUAUUGCCGGUAUCCCAGUCCUGGACCAAUUUGAGGUUGAUCUCUUUCCUCUGAAGGUUCAACUGGAAAGGGAUAUCGGCCAAAAGCUUUUUGAAUACAUUUUUCCUGGAGUGGGUAAAAAAGACGGGAGUGACGGCGGGUUCUCGCCAUUCAUGCUCAAACAGACUAUGACAAGCAAUUCAGACGAAGAAAAGGAUAGGGCAAACGCAGCUUCGGAACGAUGUCAAGUCCCGAAUGUGACUUUAAAUGGCAUCAACGGUGAUUCACAGCCUCGUACCUCGCCCUCGUUUGCUAUGCGACUUCGACCGACAACGCAGUACCCUGACAAGGAGGGCUGGACGAGCUCGGUAGCAAAUGCUAAGAAACACAGCACCGAGCAUGAGAAGGAGCAUCAUUUCAGACUGUUCCAGAACUCGAAUCAUGCUGGUCUAUCCUCAAAGCUACAAAAACAUCCUGUUAAGCAUCAACCCCAGCAGUCCAAGGACUCGCUGACCAUUCCCCAUCGCUCUCGGGAAGGAUCAACAACAAGCCUUUCUACCAUGGGUGGCAGCAAUUUAGACAAGCAUAAUCGGUUUGGGCUGAAAAGAACAGAUAGCGAGAAGCCUAAUAAAAAGGACCAGCCUUCGGAUGAUCUUAGUCUCAUGCUAUCCCGGGCGUCAAAUUACAUGACUCUCGCCUACGUGAAGAUACCUAGUGUUGUCCUUUGUCUUAGUUACAAGGGCAAAGGCGAGCGGAGUAUUCAAGACGUUCACAACUUCGUCUUCCGCAUGCCGGUCCUGGAGUACAGAAACAAGACAUGGUCAAAUCUAGACCUCGCCCUCCGCCUCAAGAAAGACGUAAUCCGCGCUCUUAUUUCGCACACAGGUGCCAUCAUCGGUAAUAAAUUCGCCCAUCCUCGACCAAGUAAGACCCAACGAAAUAGACUACACGACUUUGCAUUUACGCCUUCGCUACUCUCGAGCAGCCAAUCUAUCAACACUGGUGGACCAGGCAGUGAAACAAGCAGUCUCUACGGUCGAAGCACAAUCACUGAUCCCAGAUCAUCUCUGCAAUCCUACCCUCGCAGUGAACUCAGCAGGACAAGUUCUUUCGCGUCUAGCCUACGAGAGCAGUCUUUACAACGUCCACUAGAUAGACCGAGUUCUUUUCACGAGCUUCCACCUGAGGAGGACUCCAAUCCGUUGAAAAAUCUGCGAAAGAGUAUGACCAGACGGUUUACAGCGGAAACAGCGAAAGGAAAGGAUAUAAGUGGUGGAGAGGAGGACAGUGAAGAGAGCAACCGCAAGAAAAGCGUCCUUUUACUCGGGAAGAAAAUUCUAGGAGGACUUAACCAGCCCUAA